Messenger RNA from Cladophialophora yegresii CBS 114405, 1557 nucleotides. RefSeq lists its product as uncharacterized. Bases 1 to 1557 code for a protein of 518 amino acids. Gene Ontology annotation, cellular component: membrane. The record is from RefSeq and is a predicted model, not a curated record. NCBI's taxonomy places the organism in Eukaryota, Fungi, Ascomycota, Eurotiomycetes, Chaetothyriales, Herpotrichiellaceae. Gene Ontology annotation, molecular function: carbohydrate:proton symporter activity. The transcript has 4 exons. Gene Ontology annotation, biological process: transmembrane transport; carbohydrate transport.
AUGAUUAGCGAAGGACGAAACAAUCGCCUCCUCGAGAAUCGGAAAUGUCUCAUCAUUUGCUGUGUGGUGAGCAUGGCCAAUUGUCAAUAUGGCUUUGAUACGGCUGCCGUCGCCGGCUUUCAGGCCAUGAUCGGUUUCCUGGAAGUCUUCGGCUACAAAGACGACAAAGUCAAGAGCGGAUGGAACAUCAACACCAAACCUCAACAAUUGAUCUCCAGCUUUCUCAACGUCGGAACCAUAGUCGCGGUGCUCCUCGGUGGCCCUUUCUCGCACAAAUUUGGGCGUAAGCCAGCAAUCUGGGCGGCUGCGGCUGUUUCGAUGGUCGCUUGUGGUGUCCAGGUCGGAGUUAACAGCCUUGCGGGUCUGUACGCUGGCAGAAUCCUUCUCGGACUCGGCAAUGGGUUUUUCAUCCUCUUUUCGAAUACGUACACCGUCGAAGUCUCGCCUCCUCAGCACCGCGCUAUUCUCGCGUCGUUCUUUGGAUUCUGGGUGAAUCUGGGCAGCAUACUUGGAGCGAUUGCGGACAACUAUAGCAAGACCCUGGACAGCAAAUUGGCGUACCGGAUUCCGCUAGCCUCACUGUUCGCGAUCCCGGUCCUUCUCAGCGUCUUCGUUUCCUUCGUCCCUGAGUCACCUCGCUGGCUCCUCUUGCACAACAGGCCAGAGGAGGCUCGCCGAGCCCUGAAGGAACUCCGAGGCACUUCGCUGAAGCCAGAGCUGCUCAACGAAGAAUUCGUCGAGAUGCAAAGAGGCAUUGAGCAAGAAAAGGAGAUGGCGUCUUCGACCUCAGUCUUCGACAUGUUCAAAAGAACGGAUCGUCGCCGGACAAUUCUUGCUGCAGGAGCAAUCGCCUCCCAUGCCGCGUCCGGGGUGUGGUUCACCAUCUCAUACAGCACGUUCUUCUAUCAGAUGGCCGGCAUCAAAAAACCCUUCCAGGCGACGAUCCUGCAGAACUGUCUCGGUCUGGUCGGAGCCAUGUGUGGCAUGUUCCUGAUGCACAAGGUCUUCGGUCGUCGUCCAAUGCUAUUGAUUGGGUCCGCUGGAUGUGGAAUCUGUAUGCUUGUGAUCGGCUUGCUGAGUCUUGCUGGCCAUUCACUCCGUGCUGGUCAGGCACUGGUGGCCUUUGCAUUGAUGUUCAGCUUCUUCUACAACGGCUUCACAGGGACCAUCACGUGGCCGAUUGCGGGUGAACUUGUCAGCUCUCGACUCCGUGUCUUCAGUGUCGGGCUCGGGACUGGAAUCAACUAUUUCUUCAACUGGUUGAUCUCAUACUGUACACCGUAUUUCCUGAACAAAAACAAUCUUAACUGGGGCGCGAAGUAUGGAUAUAUCUGGGCAGGUUCCAACGCAGUCGCAUUUCUGUUCUUUUUCCUGUUGAUACCCGAAACCAAAGGGCGCUCUCUCGAGGAAAUCGACGAAAUGUUCGUCAACAAGGUGCCUCGUCGCCAGUUCAACACCUAUCAGUGCCUCUCCUCAGAAAGAGCUCGCGAGAUCGCUGAACACCAGUUGGAUGAUCUUCCAAAGGGCGGAGUAGCAGUCCAUACUGAGAAAGUCUGA